This is a messenger RNA of Linepithema humile (Argentine ant), 4122 nucleotides long. Its product is annotated as GATA-binding factor A-like. The record is from RefSeq and is a predicted model, not a curated record. Gene Ontology annotation, molecular function: zinc ion binding; DNA-binding transcription factor activity, RNA polymerase II-specific; RNA polymerase II cis-regulatory region sequence-specific DNA binding. Gene Ontology annotation, biological process: cell fate commitment; negative regulation of transcription by RNA polymerase II; positive regulation of transcription by RNA polymerase II. NCBI's taxonomy places the organism in Eukaryota, Metazoa, Arthropoda, Insecta, Hymenoptera, Formicidae.
CACCGGCUGCACCACGUCUUGGAGGUAGUGUCCCGUGUCACCUCACAUACACAAACACCGGCGCGAAUGCGAAUCCGCUAGAUCGCGCAGAUCGUCCGUGAUCCCUGAGCAGUCAAAGGAGUCAACCGGGCGAUGGACUGAAAUGAAUCGAGACGGAUCCUGCAAUUGAUGAAUUGAUCCUGGAAGCUCCGAUCACUACUGAGCUGACGGUGAAUGAAAGUGACGAUAUGUUCCUGGAUUGUGGAGGAGGUGUAAUCACGGAGCUUUUGUGACGAACGUGGUGGACAGUGAAGUACGCUUCGCAGAAAUUAAACAGUGCACUCGGAAGUGCCUAAAGUGUUCUACUACUUGUUGAAGAAUAGUUUAUAUUAUGUACUAAAGUAUUGACUAUAUAUGCAAUCGGCGAUUUUUCGAGAGAAUUAAAUUAUUACUUAAAAUAGAAGCGAUUUUACAAAUAUUAACAGGACACAUCAGUUUGAAUCUUAGCUAUAUGACUUAAAAAUAAAAAUUCUGAUUAUUUGUGAUAUCGUGUUUAUCAAAAAGAGAAAAGAAAAUUGUAAAAAUUCUAAAGAUUCCUCGCAAAUGGAUUUUCCGCGUAAGAUAUAACGCAGUUUUCGUGAAGUGCGUGGCAAAAUUCAGGCAUGCGGAAGAAUGAGCAAACAAAAAAAUAUUUGGGACUAAUAGUAAUCUCAGACAAGCAGGUAAAGGACAACGGUGUUUGAAUACAGUUGAUGCGUCACCAAAUCUUCAAGGAUUGACCUGUUUUUCUUUCCCCCGGACCCAGACCCAGAGAGAUGAGCAGAGAGAUAGCUGAAAUAAAAUACUGAAAGAUAUUGAUUAAGAAACACUGAUGUAUAAAGUAUUUUGUAAAUCAUCGUUUUUGAUAGAUUGAAAUAAAAAUUUCGCACGGUAAGAUAUAAAUUGAUUGCAACUUCUUGAAUGCUACUGAGUUCGACGAUUAAUAUCGUUGGCAAAUAUUUUUUUACGAACGAAAAUAUUACUUUAAUUAAUAAAGCAUAGAAAAAAGGAAAAAGUGAGAAGUGGCGCAAAGUUGUGCGCGAUUAUUAAUUAGACAUAAAGUGCCGAAAAGAAGAUCGUAGAAUCAUAUUUCCUACUACGAAGAUUUUCUGGCAGAAUAAUUUUCCCCGAGACGAGAAUGUUAGGCACUGACUGAUAACACAUGCCGUGGUGGUAGCUCUGGGGGAGGAUGUUCCACGGGGGCGGAAGUGGCGGGUACGGCGCAGGUUCCGAUUACCAGCAACAGUCCCAACAACAGCAGCAGCAACACGGACAGCAGCUCCAAGCGCCCGUCUACGUUCCCUCGUCCAGGCCGGCGAUUCCAUCCGCCACGGCUGCACAAUAUCAUUCUUUCCCUACUUCGCCCUCGCCCGCAUGGGAGAAGACGGCAUCCUGGCAGCACGGAGUGGAGACGUACGCGGCGCAUCACGCGCUCGCCGGUCACACGAGCGGCACCGCGACGGCGAUGGGGCCGCAUGCUGGACCUGGCCAUCCGCAUGCGGGACAUCCGCACGCAGCGCAUCCGCAUUCAACCCUCGCGGCCGCUGCACCGUUCUACGCGCAAAACGUCGCGAUGAUGUCCUCGUGGCGUGCCUACGACAGCGCCAGCUUCCAGCGCGCGUCACCUUAUGACACCGCCAUGGACUUCCAAUUCGGGGAGGGCCGCGAGUGUGUGAAUUGCGGCGCGAUAUCGACACCGCUCUGGCGAAGGGAUGGCACUGGCCAUUAUCUCUGUAACGCAUGCGGACUUUAUCACAAGAUGAACGGCAUGAACAGGCCGCUCAUCAAGCCCUCGAAACGCCUGAUGUCGGAAUUUCAGAGCGCGACGAGGCGACUCGGGCUGUGCUGCACAAAUUGCGGCACCCGUACUACUACCUUGUGGAGGCGCAACAACGAGGGCGAGCCGGUGUGCAACGCUUGCGGUCUGUACUUCAAAUUGCACGGGGUCAACAGGCCGCUUGCUAUGCGGAAGGACGGCAUUCAGACGAGGAAGAGGAAACCGAAGAAGACCCCGGAACCGAAUGCUAGAUCAUCCACAGGAGACCACGAAACCACCGCUUCGACCACUUCCUCUCCUUCCACGGAUUUAAAGAGUAAUCAGCAACAGCAGCAGCAGCAGCAGCAGCAGCAGCAACAGCAGCACCAUCAAAUCGAGGUGUCGAAAUCAUCGGGCUCAUCGACGUCAACAGACAGACCCGUCUACCUCGGACAUACCUCUCUGCUGGCCACCGGAAAUGUGCCCGCUGUGAAAACGGAACCGCGGAGCUGCGACGGCAUCGUCGGCCAGCCGUACUCAUCUUACUAUCAGCAUCCCCAUCAACUCACCGCCACCAGCGAGCAUCAGCAGCAGAGCUAUUACGGCACUCAAGAAGCACCUUAUCAUCAUCAACAUCACGUCACCACGGCGGCGAAAUUACUCGCGUCCUCGUAAUUGCUUAGCGAUCGAAAGGAUCGCCUUGAAGAAUGAAUUCAGACGCGCCGAGAGACAAAGAAGACUUUUCCGCAUCGCGGGAUUGAUCGAGAACUCGGCGAGAAACCCAAAAUCAACGAUCACAAAGUAUCGAGUAGUGAACCGAUAAGGAAAAAGGAAACGAUGAAAUCAAAUUGAAACACGCCUUUGACAAGUGGAAGAAGGAUGCUUCCACAUUACGGGACUAGUCAGUGGCGAACGUGUAAAUUAUUCCAAAAUCUGAGAAAUCAGCUGCUUUAUCGAUAGCAAUUGAAACGCGGGAAAUAUUCUGAAAGGAAAGUACUACUUUGUGUGAAAACUCUUGGCUUUCCGAGGAGAAAAGUUUGCACAUAUAGAGAAAUCUAUACGGAUAUUUUUACUUAUCCGAUAAAAUGAUUUGAGAAGAAUGAAGACAUCGUCGAUGUGCCUCAAAGACUUCAACUUUGAAUACGAUAUCCUGAUCGAGAGGAAAACUAAAUCUCUAGUCAAUGACAGGGAUUACAAAAAAUGAAGGACAACGUGUACUAAAAAUUACACCGCUGCUAUAGCGACAGUGAUCGAGAAAUCGGGACAAACAUUUUGAAAUGCUAACACAAGACGCAGCACAUUUGCAUGUCUAAUUACGCGCUUUUUGUACCCGUUCGAAUACCCGACACAUGUAAAUAAUUGAGUUAUAAUAAAAUAAUAUAAUAGGCGUGCGCGCGAGGAAAGAGAGAGAGAGAGAGAGAAAGAGAGAGAGAGGGAGGAGGAGAGAAAGAGAGUGCUUCUUGAUCUGACAAAGUGUGACGCGUAGAAAUACUUAAUAAAACUGAUGGAUUAUCGGCAAGAUUCGUAUGCAAUAAAAUAAAAAUCUAAAUUCUGCGUUUGAAGAACAACUAAACGUUUUUCACGCUGUUUUUCAAAUUUGUAAUAAGUAAAAAAAAUGUUGCCGAGAUUGUCCGACGACAUUUAAUACAAGUGUAUUGUAUUGACAUACAAAUAUUGUUGUAUUGACAUACAAUACAUUUCAACCCGCACAUGCCGAUCAUCCAUCACGAUUUUUUUUCUGUUACACAGCAAAUGCCGCACGCACGCAGAGUACUUAAUUGUAAAUAAUCCCUAUGAUAAGCUAUCGCAUUGUUAGGAAUAGAUCGACUUUUUCGGCCUCGAUGACUCCACCGCUUCAUUUAAUGUGUUAAUUUAAUUUAAAAUAACACCGGAUCUCAGAAUACUUGCUUGCAGCAACACUUAACGGUUGCUCGAAAUAUAUUGAAUUAUCUUGUUUGAAUCACUUUUCUCAAAUAGUAAAAAAAUGUGCUAUUUAUUCUAUUUAUCCAACUCGCCGACAAGCAUAAAUAGAUCUAUAAAAUUAUUAUAAAAAAUAAGCAUAAUAUAGACGCAGGAAGUAGAUAAAAUCAAUUCUUCGAGGCGCGAUAAUAUUAUGAGACUUGUAAUAACCCCCGCACAAAUAUAAUAAGAACUCACUACGAGAGAGGAGGAAAAGCUUGACAAGAUAUAAUUUAUUGACUCGAGGCCCGAAGAGCUGCCACGACUUUUUUUCCUAAAGCAUACAUUUAGUUAACGUUAAUCAAGAGAAUAGAUCUUUGUGUAUAGUUCCUCUGUAAUUACUUUUGUCACGCGUAAUAAAUAAUUUUACUCACUUUAGUCGACAGAAA